Messenger RNA from Cylicocyclus nassatus, 894 nucleotides. The record is from the annotation of a GenBank genome assembly. NCBI's taxonomy places the organism in Eukaryota, Metazoa, Nematoda, Chromadorea, Rhabditida, Strongylidae.
AUGUCCAAUGAGAUAUUAGGUCGUUUCCUAACUGGACUAGGCUUCUCGUACGGAAAGAACACCGCACAGCCAAUCAUCUCCGAACGUCCAGACCUCGUUCAAGAAAGGGCCACUUAUCUUACGAGGAUGGAAGAAGCACGACGUCGCGGUAGUUGCUUGGUGUUCAUGGAUGAAACGUGGGUCUUUGAUUCCAUGACGAAAGAGGGAAAGUAUGCUGUCACGACUAUCCGCACGUGGAAUUGCUACUCUACCGCUGCUUGCAGGGCAUCAACGGUGUUCUCUGAUAAGAAUGAAAUCGCAUUUCCAAUCCAUGAAAAGGAGCCGAAACACGUUGAAAUCAAAGACGCCUUUGGAAAGAUUAAAUCAGGAGACAACAUUUUCAUUCACGGAAUUGCCGCAACACCCACUCCUCUGUUGAAAGGACUUUGUGAACAUGCAAAAGCAAAUAAUCUCAAAGGAAUCAAGCUUCAUCAUCUACAUUUGGAAGGCGAGACUCCAUGGACUGCACCGGACAUGAAAGAUCGCAUUCGAUCGAACUCGCUUUUCACUGGCACAAAUCUUCGCAAAGCUGUUAAUGAAGGUAUUGCCGACUUCAACUCGUGUUUCCUACAAGAGGUUCUUAUGCUUUUCCGACGUGGAGCAAUCAAGGUGAAUGCUGCAAUAAUCCAUGCCAUCCACCCUGGAAAGCUUGUUGUCGGUUUCGUUUAUGGAUCAACUAAGUUAUACGACUUCUUGAGCGACAACCCACUUGUUGAGUUCGGUGAUAUCCAAUGGGUAAACGAUCCCGCUAUCAUCCGGCAAAAUCCUAAAGUCACUGCAAUUAACGCUGCCGUUGAAAUCGAUCUUACUGGGCAAGGUGAGAGUUUACGUAUGCUAUAUGUCCUACUGUCUUGA